Molecule: messenger RNA, 1822 nt
Organism: Myxocyprinus asiaticus (Chinese sucker)
Lineage: Eukaryota; Metazoa; Chordata; Actinopteri; Cypriniformes; Catostomidae
Product: tuftelin-like
Exons: 11
Coding region: 216-1085 (289 amino acids)
Biological process (GO): intracellular signal transduction
Cellular component (GO): intracellular anatomical structure
Source: RefSeq, a predicted model, not a curated record
ACCUCUCCUCUGCCAUGCCUUAGUUUAGCAUUCUCAUAAACUGAAUCACAAGAACAAACAUAUGCGAAAAGUCGCACGGCUGACAGACUGAACGUGUCCUGAGUGAGAGACUGCAGGCGAACAGGUCACUCUGUACAACUACAAGCAGAAUUUGAUCAUCAGGACUUCAGAAAAGUUAAUUUAGGUGUAAAGACUGGAAAUAGAAGUGUGUCAAGAUGUUGACUGAUGAGGUGCCACAGGUACAGGAGGUUAGAUACUGUCUGAAGACUCUGAGAGAGCAAAUGGCAGCAAGACAAAACAAUAAUAAGUUUCCAUCUAACGGCUUCAAGGACGAAGUGCUCAUCAACAAAGCCAAUGGCUCAAAUGGAAUUGCGAACGGAUAUUUUCCUAAACGUCAGGACCAGGAAGGUGAGGAAAACUGCAUGACCCUGAGAGAAGUCACCAAACAUCUGUGCACUCGUUUGCAGGAGAUGGAGAAAAGACAUCAGGAGGAGAAAGAGAGACUGCAGGAAGAAAACAGGGAAUAUCAGCAGCGGUUUCUAGAGGAGCAUAACAACCGCAUGGAGAAGUCUGAAAUCAAGGCAGAGGAACAGGGCCAAAAAGUGGAGGAAAUGCAGAAACUAAUGAGUAGUUUGGAGCUAGAGAAUGCCACGCUGCGAGAGAAACUGGCCGCUAGUGAUGCUGAACUUGUGAAACUGAGAGAAAUUAAACAAUCGAAUCAUGAGGACAGGUGUGAGCAACUAGAAAAGGAGCUGGCGACUCUAAAGGAUAAAAAUCAUAACUUAGAUGACAUGCUCAAAAGUCAACAGAGGAAAGUCCGAAAGAUGAUUGAACAGGUCCAGAAUUCACGAACCAUGAUGGAACACCGAGACAGACUGAUUGGUGAUCUCAAAGAGAAGGUGUCUUUUCUUGAAGCUGAGAACAGAGAGAUGCAUGACCGAGUGGAGUUUUAUCUUGGUAAUCAGGUGCCUAAUCACUAUAACUUAGACAUGGGAUCCAAGGUGGUCUACAGCAAAACUCUGACGCCCACAAGCCCAGGAAACAAGUCUCUGCCCUUCAUUAAAGUGAUUGAGAUCAAGACUUGAACAACAUGAGAAAAGAUUGAGAUAACUGCUGGAAGAAAGAGAGAGAACGAGAUUUAUUUAGCACUUGUGUAGCAUUUUGAGUAUUUUUUUUUUUUUUUUUUUUUUUUUUGUAUAUAUGGAAUGCAAUGCUUUGUAUAUAGGACUGUUCUAUCUAUGUCUCGUAUAUGUAUAAUAGAUUUUGUAAACCAUAGGCUUUUUUAUUUUCUGGACCUAAGCAGCUAUAUUUUAAAUGUAACUUCAAGUUGGGAGUGGAGACUGUAGAUGGUUGCCAAUAUGUCUGUUUCAGUUCCAACAUGCAGAGAAUCUGAUAAUAUAACAUUUAUAUAAUCUUUGACUUGUUCAUUAGUUUGUGACUCACAGUCUAAUUCAGAAUUCAAAACAUGUACUGUAUUAAAAACAUAAUAUUUAAGACAAACUUAAUAACAAAUCAUAUUUCUGUGCAACUUAUGCAUCUGUUGAUAUACAUAAGAUGAUAUACAGUUCUGAAUUUACUGCAAAGCUGUAUUUUCUCUUUAGGAACUGUAUUUGUAUUAUAUAGUAUAACCACCCUUAGUAUUGUGAAGAUGUUAUUUCUGCUACUGUAUUUAUAGCUAGACCCCUGCCUUUCCAUUCAUCUCUUAUUAUUAAAUGUGAAAAAAUUGUGUUCUGCUUGUUGUUGGAAUUUUACUGCUAUGCACAUUUCUCUGGUAUUACUGUAUUUAUCUUAAGGGCUAAUAAAUCAAGAGUCAUUACAGUCA